AUGCCUGGCACCGCAGGGUUCUGGCCCGCCGUGGAGCCUCCCGCAGGUGGUGCAGAACUCUUGUUCGAUGGUGUCAAAAAGCAUCAGGUGACUUUGCCCUGUCAACCAGAGCCUUGGGAUAUCAGAAACCUGCUAAAGUGGAUCAAACAGAAUCUCUUGAAAGAACGACCAGAAUUAUUUAUGCAAGGGGAAUCUGUGAGGCCAGGAAUUCUGGUGCUCAUCAACAACGCAGACUGGGAACUAAUGGGUGAGCUGGAUUAUAAACUCCAGGACCAGGAUAAUGUGCUUUUCAUCUCGACAUUGCACGGCGGAUGAACUCCUGGAAAAAACAAGUGGAUGUAAAUCAAAAUCCCUGGACAAAACCCCCAAACCUAACCCACCCAAACCUCUAUUGAACUGCUUAUGCCCGGUCUAUGCGCCUUCUCACUGCGUUCACUUGUUUCUAGACAUCCAAAUAAAGCCUUGGCGGCGUGCAGCCUGCUGCCCCACAACAGCGUCCAUCUUUUGAUCCUCAUUUCACCUCUCCUGACCACACUUCCAGGUACCCUAACGAGCAGAGAACACCUGCAGCACGUGUGACUUUGUUUUUCCAUGGCAGGAGCAAGAGGGGGUGCUGAACC
Messenger RNA from Apaloderma vittatum (bar-tailed trogon), 620 nucleotides. RefSeq names its product ubiquitin related modifier 1 (gene URM1). Lineage: Eukaryota; Metazoa; Chordata; Aves; Trogoniformes; Trogonidae. Gene Ontology annotation, biological process: protein urmylation; tRNA thio-modification. Gene Ontology annotation, cellular component: cytoplasm; nucleus. The record is from RefSeq and is a predicted model, not a curated record. The coding region runs from base 1 to 315 and encodes 104 amino acids. The transcript is spliced from 5 exons. Gene Ontology annotation, molecular function: protein tag activity.